AUGAAGACAUUGGAGACAAGCAAUGGGGCAAGUGGUUCUAAUGAGGGAAAAAAUAGAUUUGAUGAAGAAUUGAAUAAUUGUAGAAAAUAUGAUAUGAUUUUGAGAAUUAUGGGGCUAAUUUUUACUUUAGUAGCUGCAAUUGUGGCUGGUUCUAAUAAGGAUACUGAAUCAGUUGCAAUAUCUCUUGUAGAUGGAUUGCCUCCUUUGCACCUUACUCUAACUGCUAAAUGGAGUUAUAUGUCUUCCACUGUGUAUUUUGUGGCUGUAAAUGCGAUAGCAUGUGCUUAUGCAGCGAUAUCUAUGGCGUUUAUAUCUCUAACAGGAGGAAAUUGUAAAGGCUCUAUCCUUGUUGUUGGUCUAGACUUGGCUAUGGUGGCAUUGCUUUUUUCAGCCAACGGGGCGUCGGCUUCAAUUGGACUCAUUGCUUUAAAUGGAAACUCACACACUCAAUGGCACAAAGUUUGUUAUGCUUUUAAAAGAUAUUGUAUUCAAGGGGGAGCCGCUCUUGUUUUAUCUAUGUUUGGUUCAUUCUUCUUUAUUUGUAUUGUGUUUCUAUUCACUUAUAAUCUUCAUAGAACUACUUUAAAUUAGUAAAGAGUCUAUGUCGAUAUAUAAAAAAGUUAUGAAGAAAUUAGAUGAAAUUUGUACUCAUAUUUAUUACUUGUCAGCUAUGUUUGUAGCCAUUGCAUUUCAAUAAGCUACACUAAUAAUACACCUACUAUUUAUAAUGGAAUUAACUCCAA
Molecule: messenger RNA, 743 nt
Organism: Solanum pennellii
Lineage: Eukaryota; Viridiplantae; Streptophyta; Magnoliopsida; Solanales; Solanaceae
Product: CASP-like protein 1E1
Exons: 2
Coding region: 1-591 (196 amino acids)
Source: RefSeq, a predicted model, not a curated record